AUGAGCGGCCCCACAGUUUCUAUGGGAUUCCUGCAGCGCUCCGACAAGCCCGGGGCGCUCCUCCAAGACUUUGUGGGCUUUGGAGCCUGCAACACCCACACGGUUUUGGGCUCUGAGGUCCCAUCUCCAACAGCUGGGGAUCCCCCACAGACUGUCCCACACCUCGGGCUGGCACUGGGGCUUGGUGUCUGCCUGGGGCUCCUAAAUCAGCGCUGCUCCAAGAUCCACACUAAGUGCUGUCAUGGCUCCCAAAUCAGCACCGUGUCGUGGCUCCCAGCUCAGCACUGGGGCUCCUACACCGGCACUGGGAAUCGCAGCGAGCCUGGGCUCCUAAGAGCCUUAGGUUCCCAGAUCCACAUUAGGGCUCGCCGUUCGCCGACACCCCCAGCUCAGCACCAGGACUCCCCGGUAACGGAGACCCACGCUCAGCACCGUGACGCGCGGUGCGCUGGGGCUCAGCCCGUCUGCGGGAUGUGCCGCACCUCGGGGCUCCCCGACCAGCUCCGGGGGUCUCCGCUCCCCCACGCUCCCAUCGCCCCGGGCGGCCCGUCCCGCCCCGCACAACCCUUCCCCGCCACCCCCGGGGGCGCGGACCCCCUGGAGCCGCAGCCCGGCCCCGGGGCGGAGCGGGGCGGGGCGGAGCGGGCGGCGGGCGGGCGGCCACGGCAUUCGGGCGGCGGCGGAGCGAUGAACGGGACGGGCCGGGAGCCGUGCGGGCACGGCGAGGCGCUGGCGGCCGGGGCUCGGCCGCUGGUCAGCGCGCUGAUGUUCUCCGCGGGGCUGCUGGGCAACCUGCUGGCCCUGGGGCUGCUGCUGCGCUGCCGCCGCCCGCCCCGCGCCCACCCGCCGUCCCUGUUCCACGUCCUGGUGCUGGCCCUGGUGGUCACCGACCUGCUGGGCACCUGCUCCGUCAGCCCCUUCGUGCUGGCCUCCUACCACCGCAACCUGACGCUGAACGCCCUGGGGCGGGGUGGGCACAUCUGCCUCUACUUCGGCUUCGCCAUGAGUUUCUUCGGCCUCGCCACCAUGCUCGUCCUCUUCGCCAUGGCUCUGGAGCGCUGCCUGGCCCUGGGGCGGCCCUACUUCUACAAGCGCUUCCUCAGCCCCCGUGCCGGCCUGGUGGCCCUCCCGGCCAUCUACACCUUCUCAGCCGCCUUCUGCUCCUUGCCCCUGCUGGGCUUCGGGCGCUACGUGCAGUACUGCCCCGGCACCUGGUGCUUCAUCCAGAUGCGCAUGGACGACGGCCGGCACAAGGCGGCCGGUUUGCACGUCACCUUCUCGUUGCUCUACGCCACCUUGCUGCUCUUCCUCAUCCUCUCGGUGCUGCUGUGCAACCUCAGCGUCAUCGCCAACCUGGCCUGCAUGCAUCGCCGCGGGCAGAGGACGCGCCGGCUGGCCACGCUGGAGCAGCCGCGAGUGGUGGGGGGCUGCGGCCGCCGCAUCUUCUCCAUGGCCGAGGAGAUCGACCACCUCCUGCUCCUGGCCAUCAUGACCAUCACCUUCGUCAUCUGCUCCUUGCCCUUCACGAUCUGUGCCUACGUCAACAAGUUCAGCCAGAGCGAGAACCACGACUGGGACCUGCUGGCGCUGCGCUUCCUCUCCAUCAACCCCAUCAUUGACCCCUGGGUCUUCGCCAUCCUGCGGCCGCCGGUGCUGCGGGUGCUGCGCUCCGUGCUGUGCUGCCAGCUGUCCCCAGGCAGGCAGGAUGCGCAGUGCCCGACCCCUGCAAAAACAAAGCUGGAGCCCAGCGGGCAGUAGGUGCAGAAGGAGGCAGCCAACAGGCUGGGCUCACUUGGGGUGAGCUCUGUUUCAUGGCUUCAAAAGGGACGUCACUGCCGUAAGGUGGGACAGCGCUGCAGUCGGUGCCAUGUCAAGCCAACGUGGGUGGAAGGUGAUGCUGGUGGGAUGGGAUCGGAGCAUCAGGCAUCGUUAAUCCAUGGGGUGGGGAGAGUCGUGCCCCACGGAGGGCUGUGGUGGGGAUGCUGUUGAGGAUCUCCAUCUCAGAAUGUCAGAGAGGUGUGGGCACGUAUGUGGGUCCACCACCAGCACCCAGCUCAGUAGGGAUGGGCAGGAGAGGUGGCAGAGGGAGAAGAUUGGUCCCACUUCUUCCUUUCCCCUCUGUCCUCUGCCCAAGGGAGUGCACCGCAUCAGCCGUGGCUCUGUGUGUCUGUGUCUGUUUGUCCUCCUGGCAGUGUCAGGCUCUGGUUGGUGCCAGCCCAGCAUCGAUGGCCACUGUGGCCACGUGGCCUCUCCCAGAUCCCCUUUUUGCAAGGAACUUUUCUUGUCCCUGUUUUACCAUGCCCAGGGCUUUGGGUUUGGGGUUGGCAUGGAGGAGAAGGUCUCAUCCCCACAAUCCUUCACGUGGGGAUUUGCUUGAUGGCCUCGUCCUAGUGUCCCCACCACCACUGGGAUGCUGCAGUGUCCCACCAGAGCGGUGUCUUUGUGCUAUUGCAGAUGGCGUGGCCUUCCUGUUGGAGAGCUCUGCCUCAAAAAAAGCCCAGAUGGGCAAAGAUGUGGAGCUCUCCUGUAUGGUGUCAGUGUAAAACCCGCGUGUAAUAAAUGUCACUGGAAGGA
Molecule: messenger RNA, 2574 nt
Organism: Coturnix japonica (Japanese quail)
Lineage: Eukaryota; Metazoa; Chordata; Aves; Galliformes; Phasianidae
Gene: PTGER2
Product: prostaglandin E receptor 2
Biological process (GO): adenylate cyclase-activating G protein-coupled receptor signaling pathway; inflammatory response; positive regulation of cytosolic calcium ion concentration
Cellular component (GO): plasma membrane
Molecular function (GO): prostaglandin E receptor activity
Source: RefSeq, a predicted model, not a curated record